Molecule: messenger RNA, 1296 nt
Organism: Trichoderma gamsii
Lineage: Eukaryota; Fungi; Ascomycota; Sordariomycetes; Hypocreales; Hypocreaceae
Product: cyclopropane-fatty-acyl-phospholipid synthase
Exons: 5
Coding region: 1-1296 (431 amino acids)
Biological process (GO): lipid biosynthetic process
Source: RefSeq, a predicted model, not a curated record
AUGGCAGAGACUUGGCUUCAAUCAGCUGCUCGCAACUCAGUCUUUGAGGUCUUAAAGCGCCUUCAACACGGCUGCUUAACUAUCGCAACUAAAUACACCAACGAAAAGAGCCAGAGCGUAACUUUCGGCAAUGGUAACUCCGAAUCAGAUCUUGGUGUUGUAGUCAUCAUCAAGAAUCCGCAAGUUUUUGUUCGAUUCUGUCAAGGAUUUGACUUGGGCGUCGCAGAGUCUUACAUGGCCCAAGACUUGGAAUGUGACAAUCUGGUUGGGCUAUUCUCGCUUUACAUAAGAAAUAAAGACUUUUUGAGCGCUUCCGCUGGUAGCCUUCUAUAUACAUUUCUACCCCGCGCAGCUCAAUAUCUUUUGCCGGCCAACGACACUAUAAAUGCCCUCAAGAAUGCAUCGUUUCACUAUGAUACUUCCAACAAACAUUUUGCUGGCUUCUUAUCCCCCGACAUGAACUAUAGCUCUGCUAUCUGGUCAGGCGAGCCGGGAGAGCCACUCGAGUCAGCUCAACGCCGCAAGGUCCAGAACAUUCUCGACAAAGCCAGCAUUUCGUCUACUGAUCAUGUCUUGGACAUUGGAUGCGGCUGGGGAAACUUGGCUAUUACCGCAGUUCAGCAGACUGGAUGCCGAGUAACUGGCCUCACUCUGUCGGCAGAGCAAAAAGCCCUCGCGGAAGAACGAAUUGAGGCUGCCGGUUUGCAGGACAAGAUCACCGUCUUGCUUUGUGAUUACCGCAAAGCUCCUGUUCCCGAGGGUGGGUAUGAUCGAAUUAUCUCUAUUGAGAUGUUGGAGCACGUUGGUGACAAGUUUAUGAACACGUACUUUGAACAUAUUUCCAAAUAUCUCAAGUCAAAUGGAGGCCGGAUGGUUGUUCAAGGCAUUACAAAAAUUAAUUCUCUGAACGCCAGUGGCCAAGCGCUCGGCGACUUUCUUUACCAGUAUAUCUUUCCAGGAGGAUAUCUUCCGACCAUUAACCAGCUCUUGACCUCAAUUCAUAACGGCUCCAACGGUACGCUGGAAGUAGAAACGGUUCAAAGCAUUGGGCCUCACUACGUUCAAACACUGCAAAGCUGGAAAGACAACUUUGACGCAAACUGGGACAGCAUCAAAGAGGACUUUGUGGGCAAGAAUCCGGAAGCCACAUAUUCGACUAUUGAAGCUCAUCGGCGACGGUGGAUAUACUAUUUCCAAUACUGUCUGGCUAUCUUUAAGAUGCGUAUUCUAGACGACUAUAUCAUUUCCGCUGUUAGGACUCCUUGGCCUGAAAUAGAAUCAAAUAUUCCACAAUAG